AUGGCAGAAGCAUUACCAUCAUCAUUUGAAGAUUGGAUUCGAACAUUACUUAACGAUUUACAACAAAAUAAUACAGAUAUGAGUGAUAUUGUUCAGUAUUUAUUAGGUAUUGUUACAAGUGAUAGCGAGACUGAUGAAGAAAAACAAGUAACCAUUGUAGAAUUACUCGCUGAUCUUGAUUUAAAACAUGAUCAUGAUAUAGAAAAGCUUAGUCAACAAAUACUUGAUCGUUGGAAUCAAUCACAAAAUGAUAAUGCUGAACAAAAAAAUUCUAUUGCCAAACCAGUAGCUGCUAAUACAGACGAUGAUGUUAUCAACACAGUAUUGAUUAAUGCUAUGAAUCAAAUGGAAUCAACAAGUAAACAACACAAAUCUUAUAUUGAUCAUAAUUCAAACAAAUUAAAUGAUGAUGCUGCAUCGAAAAAACAUAAAUCUCAAGUAUUAGCUAAAUAUUCUGAAGUAUCCGAUGAAGAAUUUGAUUAUGGAAAUGAUUCUGAAACAACUGGUAAUGGUUUAUUUCACAAUACGAAUUCACAAGAUAUCGAAGAUCGAGAAAAACAAUCACGAGAUAUGCAACAAGAAGUACAUAAACAAAAACAAGAAAAAAAUAAAGUCGAUGCUGUUAAUCAAAAACAAAAGGAUGAAGAUAGAAAAAAGAAAGCACAACAACGUGCCCAGAAACAAGAAAGACGACGCUAA
Messenger RNA from Adineta steineri, 699 nucleotides. Lineage: Eukaryota; Metazoa; Rotifera; Eurotatoria; Adinetida; Adinetidae. The record is from the annotation of a GenBank genome assembly.